AUGGAUAACAUCGGUUUAGAAGAAUGUUUACGUAAAUGCUUUGCGAAAAACAAAGAAAUUCUUUGCAAUUUACACAAACUGUUUGAAGAAUGGAACUAUAUAGCUAGUGUUGGUGGAACUGGAAUAUUCGUGGGAUCUUUAUUUCUGGCACCGCUUACUGGUGGAUUAUCAUUAGCUACCCUUGGAUUGACUGUUGGAGGUACUCUUACAAAUGCUAUCAUCAACUCUGUUGAAAACAACAAAUCGAAGAAAAUCAUUUCCAGCAUUCGGAGCUUGGUGAAGAUUCGUGAAGAUACUACACAACUAUUACAACAAAAAUUGAAUGAAAUUCAUGAUACAAUUAAUUAUUUUGCGUCAAAAGGUAUUGAUAGAGAAACAGCAUUUACCAUCGUAUUUCGACGAAUAGCAAAUAAUGCAGCGGAUUUGGGUGAACUUACGCAUAUCGUCAAUCGCCUUUUACAUAACAAUCCAUUGGCAAUAGCGAUGAUGGUUAUUCCAUUUUCUGGUUAUAUAAGCUUAUCUCGGCCAUUGGUAUAUUUCGAAACUUUAUCAAAAGGUGGUAAAAUGGCUGUAGACGUUGGUAAAGGUGUACACGUAGCCGAAAAUAUAUUAGAAACCGGUACUCGAAUAUAUGCUAACAUGUUAUCUGCUAACGCAUUGAAAGUUAUUUCGAAGGGUGCCAUAGUAACAUCAGCGGUCCUCAGUGUAGUCGAUGUUGGAUUAUUAAUUCGGGACUGGGCAUCGACAUAUCCAACAAAGACAAUGAUUCAAGAUGUUAUUCGGCAGUUAAAUGAAGAAAACAAAAGCUUUCAGCAGUUACUUCAACAAAUCGAUGAAUGCAAAGAAACAGUUUACUUAUCAUAUAUUGAUAGAAUUCCAGUUAUUGGCUCUGAUGCUCGAUUCACUUCUAUAGCGAUUGCAUUAUUUAAGAAUAAUAUUUCACAAUGUAUCAAACUGUUUGAGGAACUCAAUUUGCAAUGGCCUUUUCAAAAGCAUUAUACAAUUGAAGAAUUAGUAAACCUCAUUUUUUCUUUCAAACUUUCAAAAAGUUUUGAUAAGGAAAGUUUGGUAAAAAUUAUUUUAACAUGUGAGAAGGAAGACGAAGAAAUGUAUCGUAUCAAAGGUGAAAGUUUGUUAAAAAAUUUGCAACAGCCACUUGCUGCCUCAAGUAAUACUCAACAACCAAAACAACAACAACAACAUCAGUGUGAAGCUAGCACGAAGGAGCUAGCACGAACAAACGAUAUGUUAGCUAAAAACUUUUUUACUAAGUAUGUCCCGCCCGUGAAAACUACACCAUUCGACUCAGAAUUUAAUUCCGCGUCGAAUGGUGGUACUUUUAUUCACCGGGCAAACUUUGGAAAUUUUUCUAUCUAUAUCUUUUUUUGGGAAGUGAUUUCUGAUGAACAUGGUAUCGAUCCAACAGGUACCUAUCAUGGUGAUUCUGAUCUUCAACUUGAACGCAUCAAUGUUUACUUCAAUGAAGCAGCUGGUGGCAAAUAUGUUCCACGUGCUAUUCUUGUCGAUCUUGAACCAGGUACAAUGGAUUCAGUUCGCAGUGGUGCAUUCGGUCAACUCUUUCGUCCGGACAAUUUUGUGUUCGGGCAAUCUGGCGCCGGUAACAAUUGGGCAAAAGGUCAUUAUACAGAAGGUGCUGAAUUGGUCGAUUCAGUAUUGGAUGUUGUACGUAAGGAGGCUGAAUCAUGCGAUUGUUUUCAAGGUUUUCAAUUGACACAUUCACUUGGUGGUGGUACCGGUUCUGGCAUGGGUACAUUACUUAUCGCAAAAAUUCGAGAAGAAUAUCCAGAUCGUAUUAUGAUGACAUUUAGUGUUGUCCCAUCACCAAAAGUAUCUGAUACUGUUGUUGAACCAUACAAUGCAACAUUGUCUGUACAUCAACUUGUUGAAAAUACAGAUGAAACCUAUUGUAUUGAUAAUGAAGCAUUGUAUGAUAUUUGCUUUCGUACGCUUAAACUUACAACACCGACAUAUGGUGAUCUUAAUCAUCUUGUUUCGACUACAAUGUCAGGUGUAACAACAUGUUUAAGAUUUCCAGGUCAACUUAAUGCUGAUCUUCGAAAAUUAGCUGUUAAUAUGGUACCAUUCCCACGUCUUCACUUUUUUAUGCCUGGUUUUGCUCCAUUAACAUCACGUGGUUCACAACAAUAUCGUGCAUUAACUGUACCUGAACUUACACAACAAAUGUUUGAUGCAAAAAAUAUGAUGGCUGCAUGUGAUCCACGUCAUGGACGAUAUUUAACAGUUGCUGCAAUUUUUCGUGGUCGAAUGUCAAUGAAAGAAGUUGAUGAACAAAUAUUAAAUGUACAAAAUAAAAAUUCAUCUUAUUUUGUUGAAUGGAUUCCAAAUAAUAUUAAAACAGCUGUUUGUGACAUUCCACCACGUGGACUUAAAAUGUCAGCAACAUUUAUUGGUAAUAGUACAGAUAUUCAACAAUUAUUCAAACGUGUUUCAGAACAAUUUACGGCCAUGUUUCGUCGUAAGGCUUUUCUUCAUUGGUAUACUGGUGAAGGCAUGGAUGAAAUGGAAUUUACUGAAGCUGAAUCGAAUAUGAACGAUCUUGUGAGUGAGUAUCAACAAUAUCAGGAUGCCACAGCCGAAGAAGAAGGCGAAGGUGGUGAGGGUGAAGAAGAAGAACAUGCAUAA
Adineta ricciae is the source of this 2664-nucleotide messenger RNA. The record is from the annotation of a GenBank genome assembly. NCBI's taxonomy places the organism in Eukaryota, Metazoa, Rotifera, Eurotatoria, Adinetida, Adinetidae.